This is a messenger RNA of Anisakis simplex (herring worm), 468 nucleotides long. The record is from the annotation of a GenBank genome assembly. NCBI's taxonomy places the organism in Eukaryota, Metazoa, Nematoda, Chromadorea, Rhabditida, Anisakidae.
AUGACCGUAGUGAGCCGUGAAAUUCCAGAAUCGACACCCGUCACACCAGUUCAAGAGAGCUCAACAAUAGCUGCUCUAUCCACAACGUUGUCGAACGAAUUCAGUGAAACCUCAGCAACAAAUCUCCUGUCGCAUUCGGAAGGCCAACCCUCAGACUCUCAAUCUUAUGACUCAGAAUCUCAGUAUCUCAGAACCUCAGAAUCUGCUUCAUCGAAUCCACCAUCCGCCGCAUCGUCGGUGCUCCCCAAAAAGUCAUCAUAUCCCAUCGUACCAUCAAUGAUGCCCCCUCGUACUCACCAUCACCCUCAUCACAUCAGUAAACAUUAUCGUCCACGAAUUCAACCCACCAAUCGAACAAGGAGCCAUCUGAAACACCGUCAUCCACUUAAGGCAUCGUCACCUCGAGCUCCCUAUCAGAAACUUGCCACACCAGCUCAGCACAUCAGGACUUUCCCUCGAAUUCCUUAG